GCGAGAGCCAGGGCGCCCAGCCAGUGUUGCCCCGAAAGCCAGCGUGCGUGCACCGUCUUCCCGUCACUGCCUCCGUCGCUUCACUCACUCGCAACCAUGAGUUGGCCAUCUGCUUACGGCUACAAGUACACCCCUAUUGGCCUCCGCCAGAGGGAAAAGAAGGAUGAUUCCUCAGGAACCCGCUCCAUCUGCACCACUGUCCACCUUCCCCAGGGCGGACACCUCCUCGACAUUGAGAGGCAGUACGGCUUGGACGGCUCCAUGUCGAAGAGGGAGACGCAGAACGUGGACCCCGCUUCCUUCCUCCCCAGCCCUGCCCGCCCUGCCACUGCAGAACCCGCCUCCUCCACUCCUCUCCUCGACGCCUUGGAGCCUCGUGCCCCCACUGACUUCGAGCGACAGGCUGAUGACAUCAUUGCUAACUUCCGCGCCAGGCAGGGGCUGCCCCUUGAGCGGAAAAGAUGCAGCAUUCCGACCGACUUGAUCAGCGGGAGUACCUGCCUCUGCUUCGAAAAUGAGAGAGACCGAAUUCGCGCCUUCAUGAAGGACAUGGCAUCCUGCUCAGCGCGUGCUACAGCGGGAGAGUCAAAGAUCUCAUCCCUUCUUUCCUCUAGCGCCACUACAACCUCGGCGAUCAAGGAGGAAUCCAGUUUGACAUCCUCCUCCUCGCGGAUUAAAAGGGCUAUGAGGAAGGCGGAAGAGGAGUCCUACUUUUAAAUGGCUGACGACAAUCUCCCGAACACCUGCACAUCUCUCGACUCAUCCAUCAUGGCAUCCCCCUGAACUUGUCGAAGACACACUGGAUUUUUGGGCAACCAGCUGACUACUUGCUGGCCGGAGAGGUGGACGACGCAGCGACCUCCAAGCCUGUCGCCGCGCGGGCCGCCCACCUGCCCGCCACUCUUUAUACCCGUGACGCAGCCGAGGUUUCGCCUCCCCGAGUGGGAUGGAAGUGUUGGCUUUUCUCCCAGUUUUGUAUAGAAUGGGACAGAAGCAUAUCACCGCGUGUUUACCUUGCAUGCCUUUGGACUUUGUCACUUGUAAAGAGAUUUUUACAUCGAAAAAACGAAAAGAGCAAUUCAGCUCCACAGAUUAUAAUAUAAUGUUUUUGAAUUGUCUAUUAUUAUUCAUUUUACAAAAUCACACUUGGUCGUAUACUAUCUAUCACCUCUUGUGUAACAUUAAAUUUGGUAUCUUUAAGUCUGGUUUGGAAGAUAUGCUGCUUGGCUCACACAGUAACAAAAAAGGGUAAUAUGUAAUCAGACAAUCCUUAUUAAAGAUAGUAUGAACGCUGAAA
Portunus trituberculatus (swimming crab) is the source of this 1297-nucleotide messenger RNA. RefSeq lists its product as uncharacterized. The record is from RefSeq and is a predicted model, not a curated record. Lineage: Eukaryota; Metazoa; Arthropoda; Malacostraca; Decapoda; Portunidae. The transcript has 5 exons. The coding region runs from base 97 to 717 and encodes 206 amino acids.